Messenger RNA from Anisakis simplex (herring worm), 870 nucleotides. The record is from the annotation of a GenBank genome assembly. NCBI's taxonomy places the organism in Eukaryota, Metazoa, Nematoda, Chromadorea, Rhabditida, Anisakidae.
AUGGAAGUUCAUGAGACAGACAACUCCAGCUCAAACUUAAACCCAAUAGCAGAAGCAUCGCUAGUUGGACCAUCGGAUGACUUUUUGCAUUUGGCAUUACCGUCUCCACCCCAACGACAAAUCCACUUUUAUGGGUUGUGUUUAAUUGUGAUACCAACAGUUACAAUUCUCGGCAAUUUGCUUGUGAUCGUUUCAAUACUCAGAUUCAAGACGUUGCAUUCUGCAAUCAACUUCCUCAUUCUUGGACUUGCAGUCGCCGAUUUAUUGGUGGCACUGUUCGUUAUGCCAUAUGCAGUUUAUAUCUACGUGGAAGGUGGCUAUUGGUUUCUUGGACCUCUGAUGUGCGAUAUCUAUUCAGCGAGUGAUGUGGCGUGCAGUACAGCAUCUAUUUUGCUUCUCUCGGUCAUCAGUUUCGAUAGAUACAGAGCCGUAUCACGUCCAAUACAAUAUUCACGUCAAUCACAAAAUGUUCAACGGGUUGUCUAUAUUUUGAUCGCUAUUUGGCUUAUCUCGCUUAUCCUUGCAUGCCCAAUUGUGCUUGGUGCCAAUAAUCGGCCUUCGGACGCCGACCCAUAUGAAUGUCGUUUAUAUAACCCUGAUUUUACAAUAGGAUCAUCGAUUAUCAGUUUUGUUAUUCCUUGUUUCAUCAUUCUGUUCGUUUACGUGAGGAUUAUUGUUGCGUUGCGAGCUCGAGAGAAAGCUGCUAAGCUCCGUCGCCUAUCGCACCAAAACGCCAAAAUUAAGCAAGGUUCAAUGAAACGAUUCAAUGAAGGUGGUGAAAACACUGAUGAAGCCGCCACGAUAGUCGCUGGACCAGGCAAGUCUUAUUUGAAAUUGGUUGAGAGAUUGUGCGAUUUGCGAUUCCGAUGA